UUCAAGUGUAUAGAAACAACCAUCAUCAAUUAUGGCAUUCCAAGCGCCACCAAAGAACAUCAUCGUUAGCGGCGGAGCCCGCGGGAUUGGACGCGCCAUGGCUCGAAUGUUCCUCGAAGCUGGCCAUCACGUGUUCAUCUUUGACAUCGACGAGGAAGAGCUCACUUACACGACAAAGGUACAUCUGAAACAGUACCACGAUGAGAAAAAAUUGAACUCUGCUCUCUGCAAUCUACGCGACGUGGAAGACAUCCGCACGAAAGUCGCCACCGCAACCGAGACCUUCUUCGACAACCGCAUCGACGUGCUCGUCAACAACGGCGGCAUUGCAGCACCGCAAUGGAAGAACGGUGAGACGAUGGAAAACAAAGACACGUGGGAGCAAUGGCAGGCCUACAUGGAGACCAAUCUGAGCGGCCCGUUCGCAAUGAGCCAAGCAUGCAUCCCGUACAUGAAGGCGCGGGCCCACGACCGCGAGCAGGGCGCGCACAAGACGCAAGGCGCUGGGCCGUGCAUCAUUCACAUUGGCAGUUUCCGCGCGCACCAGUCGGACGCGAAUCAGGAGGGUUACGCGUCGAGCAAGUCGGGCUUGCUGGGCUUGAUGCAUUCGAUGGCGAUCAGCCUCGGGGCUCUGGGCAUCCGGGUGAACUUGGUUGCGCCAGGCCGGAUCAAGGUUGCGCAUGAGUGUAGGGCCGGUGACGAGGCGGGCACGAAUUGGGAGGAGCAGAUCCUUGAGAAGGAUGUCAGUGAUCACCCGACGAACCGCGCGGGUAGGCCGAAGGAUGUUAUUGACGCGUGUCUGUACCUGAUUGAAGCUGGUUUCGUGACUGGUCAGGAGAUCACGGUCGAUGGAGGAGCAUUGAAGAAGAAAAACUGAAAGUCCGCGGAGUAGCUCACCAUUACAGCGCUUACCGCAGUACGAAAUAAGUGACAAGAGUGCAGUCAGGCUUUGAAAAAGCAGUUUUUACAGAUUAGCUGGACGACCGAGU
Messenger RNA from Boeremia exigua, 989 nucleotides. RefSeq names its product short chain alcohol dehydrogenase. Gene Ontology annotation, molecular function: oxidoreductase activity, acting on the CH-OH group of donors, NAD or NADP as acceptor. Bases 32 to 877 code for a protein of 281 amino acids. The record is from RefSeq and is a predicted model, not a curated record. NCBI's taxonomy places the organism in Eukaryota, Fungi, Ascomycota, Dothideomycetes, Pleosporales, Didymellaceae. The transcript has a single exon.